UCUGUUACUAUUAUUAAUAAUGCUAAUAGCUUCAAAGAUGGAUGGGUAUUAUCCCCAUCUUAGAGAUGAAAAAACUAAGACCAGACAUGUUAAGUGACUUGCCUAAGGAGAUAUAUAUAGUGAGAACUGCCAGAGCUGGGGUUUGAACCCAGGCUUGUCUGACUCUAAAGCCUUUGCCCUUAAAAAAAAUGUCAUCCUGCCAUGUUCCCGCUGGGGUCACCUCACUUACCAAACUCACAAGGAAGCUCUCCUUUACAUCAGAAUUCAUGCAUGCUUCCAUUUGACCGAUGUUUACUAAGAUCCUACCAUGUACCAGACCCUUUGCCAACCUACCAGUUUCCAAAAAGAGCUAUGCCUUCCCAGCACCAGAACACUCGUGCCCACCUUCCUGGCCAUGGGUUUGUGGUGUCUCAGCAUCCACUGGAGACUGACCAGUGAGUGUGGCCUCAGAGAAGAGGGAUUGGAUGGGUCUGAGUGACAUUCCACCCCAGCCAUGGUGACACCUGCUAGACUGUGCCCAGCCCACUCGGUACACACUCCCAGAGGGAAUACCUCAGGUUCUGGGUGAUGCAGUACUAAUCCUCAAAGGUCCUUAUUCUGCAGCCACCCUCUUGGCUAAUGCCAUCUUUCUUCAGACAGGUGACAGCACCGUUCACUAAGCCAGAGCUUUUUUACAUGGUCAGUCAUAUUCUCUAAUGAGGACACUCCAUCGUCUUGGCUGGUUGGGAGUCCCCAGCUCCUGGGAGGACUGCUUCAGGACCCAUCACCCCCCAGCCCACAGCAUUCUAAGAAGUCUGAGAUGCUCUGGUAGUGCCCUGUGGGUUGUGCCCCCUUCCCCCUUCUCCUUCACCAUCUCUAGUGCCCAGUGGUACCCAACCACCUUACCAGGAGCCCACCAAGUGCCAGGCCUAUGCGCUCAGAAGCAUCUGGGCCCCAGACCUCAUUCUGGAAUGGGACUGAGCUGCCCUCUCUCUCUCUUCCACGCCUGCUCUGCCUCACCCUGUGGCUGUGAGUGUGUGUGUGUGUGUGUGUGUGUGUGUGUGUGUAUGUGUUUUGUUCCAAUAACUUGCUGGGAACAAGGGAGAAACACAACAAACCCUGCGCUUCACUCUAACUGUGGAGCACCCGCGCUGGGCUGCAUGGGGACUGGCUGGAGGGGGAGGGCCGGGGAGGGGGUAGGCAGAGCUUCAGGAGGAGAUGAGGUGAAAGUAAUUGAUGCUGCCCAGCCAGCAGUGGAGGAGGCAGGGGAUGCGUCAGUGUCGCCCGGAGCCGGCAGAGGUGUGAAUGAGAGGGGACACGCACACGCCCGCCAAGUGCUCACCCUGGGAUGGCCGCGACUCAGGGACCUGUGGCCCCCUCCUCCCCAGAACAGAAUGGUGCUGUGCCCAGUGAGGCCACCAAGAAGGACCAGAACCUCAAACGAGGCAACUGGGGCAACCAGAUCGAGUUUGUACUGACGAGCGUGGGCUAUGCCGUGGGCCUGGGCAAUGUCUGGCGCUUCCCGUACCUCUGCUAUCGCAACGGGGGAGGCGCCUUCAUGUUCCCCUACUUCAUCAUGCUCACCUUCUGUGGGAUCCCACUGUUCUUCAUGGAGCUCUCCUUCGGCCAGUUUGCAAGUCAGGGCUGCCUGGGGGUGUGGAGGAUCAGCCCCAUGUUCAAAGGUGUGGGCUACGGCAUGAUGGUGGUGUCCACAUAUAUCGGCAUCUACUACAACGUGGUCAUCUGCAUCGCCUUCUACUACUUCUUCUCGUCCAUGACGCCCGUGCUGCCCUGGGCCUACUGCAGUAACCCCUGGAACACGCCCGACUGCGCCGGCGUGCUGGAUGCCUCCAACAUCACCAAUGGCUCCCGGCCUCCCGCCCUGCCUGGCAACCUCUCCCACGCGCUCAACCACACCCUCCAGAGGACCAGCCCCAGCGAGGAGUACUGGAGGCUCUAUGUGCUGAAGCUGUCAGAUGACAUCGGAAACUUCGGGGAGGUGCGACUGCCGCUCCUUGGCUGCCUGGGUGUCUCCUGGGUGGUCGUCUUCCUCUGCCUCAUCCGAGGGGUCAAGUCUUCAGGGAAAGUGGUAUACUUUACGGCCACAUUUCCCUAUGUGGUGCUGACCAUCCUGUUCAUCCGUGGCGUGACCCUGGAAGGAGCCUUCACGGGCAUCAUGUACUACCUGACCCCACAGUGGGACAAGAUCCUGGAGGCCAAGGUCUGGGGGGAUGCCGCCUCCCAGAUCUUCUACUCGCUGGGCUGCGCGUGGGGCGGCCUCAUCACCAUGGCUUCCUACAACAAGUUCCACAACAACUGUUACCGGGACAGCGUCAUCAUCACCAUCACUAACUGUGCCACCAGCGUCUACGCCGGCUUUGUCAUCUUCUCCAUCCUGGGCUUCAUGGCCAGUCACCUGGGCGUGGACGUGUCGCGCGUGGCAGACCACGGCCCUGGCCUGGCCUUCGUAGCAUACCCUGAGGCCCUCACCCUGCUACCCAUCUCCCCGCUCUGGUCCCUGCUCUUCUUCUUCAUGCUCAUCUUGCUGGGGCUGGGCACUCAGUUCUGCCUCCUAGAGACGCUGGUCACGGCCAUUGUGGAUGAGGUAGGGAAUGAGUGGAUCCUGCAGAAAAAGACUUAUGUGACCUUGGGCGUGGCUGUGGCUGGCUUCCUGCUGGGCAUCCCCCUCACCAGCCAGGCAGGCAUCUACUGGUUGCUGCUGAUGGACAACUACGCGGCCAGCUUCUCUUUGGUCGUCAUCUCCUGCAUCAUGUGUGUGUCCAUCAUGUACAUUUACGGGCACCACAACUACUUCCAGGACAUCCAGAUGAUGCUGGGAUUCCCACCGCCCCUCUUCUUCCAGAUCUGCUGGCGCUUCGUCUCUCCAGCUAUCAUCUUUUUCAUUCUCAUCUUCACGGUGAUCCAGUACCAGCCAAUUACCUACAACCACUACCAGUAUCCAGGCUGGGCUGUGGCCAUCGGCUUCCUCAUGGCUCUGUCCUCUGUCAUUUGCAUUCCACUCUACGCCCUGUACCAGCUCGGCCGCACAGAUGGGGAUACCCUCCUCCAGCGUCUGAAAAAUGCAACCAAGCCAAGCAGAGACUGGGGGCCCGCCCUCCUGGAGCACCGAACGGGGCGCUAUGCCCGCACCAUUCCACCCUCUCCUGAAGACGGGCUUGAGGUCCAGCCGCUGCACCCAGACAAGGCCCAGAUCCCCACGGUGGGCAGUAAUGGCUCCAGCCGUCUGCAGGACUCCCGGAUAUGAGCACAACUGCCGGGGGAGUGCCCCACCCCCGCCCCGUGCUCCCGCCACAGAGACUGGGGAGGCGGUGGACAGGUGUCACCGCCUGCCCCUCCACGCCCGGACCAGGGCGGCUCCUGUCACCUUGGCCACCACUGCUAGCGUGGUCAUUCGUGCUCGUGUCCCUAGUGUUUACAGGUCCUUUGGAUGCCAAGAUGGCAGCUGGGGGGCGUGAGUGAUGGGAGGGUUGCUGGGGGGCCCAAAGCACUUUGGAGGGGUCUCAGGCCAGGUCCCCGGAGGCAGCUGGACAUUAUUUGGCCUCUGAUGCCCCCACACGUUGCCCUGAGCUAAGGUUCCGGGUGGGCCCCCUACCUGUCCCCCUCCCUGAGCCUUCAGCCUCCUGACCAGUGUUCCUGCCCCCAGGAGCAGACCCCAGCCUCUGCCCAGGCAGGUUUGGAUCUUCCUACCUGGAAGCAGGGUAAGGGGCUAGGGGGCUGUGCAGUGUUACAUGUCAGGCUGUAACCCCAGCCCUGUUUGUCUGUGUAAUUAUUUUUGUAAAAAUUGUAUUAUCUGUGGUUGCCACCCCCUUGCCCUUGGCCUCGGGCCCAAUCUGUCUUCCAGGCCUGCCUGCACCUCACUCAGCUGCUCUGGGGUCUCUGCGCCGCCUCCCAGCACUGGCUGUAGGGCCAGCCAGCAGAGGCCCAUGACCCAACAGCCUGCCCAAAGAACUCGUUUCUGGGGAAAGGGGUAGGGUGAUGUUCAGCAGGAGGCUUGAGCCCAGAGCCCUGGAGAAGGGGACCCUACGUGACACCCCCUUGCCCUCCCUCUGCCAGGCUAAAGGCCCAGUCUUCCCAAAAUGGGCUGCCCUUGUUCACGUGCCAAAUGGCCCCAGCCGGCGUGCCCCACCCCCUCUCUGGAGCCAGAGCUCCUUCCCCCAAGCCCUGCAGUAUCCGUUUGUCCAUCCUCUGUACCCCUCUGUGCAGUGACAACCCCGGAAGAGCCGCCUCUAAUCCUCUGUAGCAAUAACGGUGCGCAGCCCACCCCUGCCCAUCCGUGCACCACUAGGAUUUUAAAGUCCAUAGAUUUUAAUGAAAUUUCUAUUCCCGUCUCUGA
This is a messenger RNA of Delphinapterus leucas (beluga whale), 4333 nucleotides long. The record is from RefSeq and is a predicted model, not a curated record. Lineage: Eukaryota; Metazoa; Chordata; Mammalia; Artiodactyla; Monodontidae.